AUGGAGGAGCGCAAAGUGAAGAGGAGAAGUCCUAAGUCUUUUAGUGCCCACUCUACUCAGGUUGUUAAUACCAAAAAAAGUGCCAUUCCAGUUAGUAAAAGCACGGGGUUUUCAAAUCCUGCAUCCCAGUCAACUUCACAGCGACCAAAGUUAAAAAGAGUGACGAAAGAAAAGGCCAAACCUCAGGGUGGAGAAGGCAAAGGUGCCCAGUCAACCCCAAUCCAGCACUCCUUCCUCACCGAUGUCUCUGAUGUCCAAGAAAUGGAAAGGGGUCUCCUCAGCCUUUUAAAUGACUUCCACUCUGGAAAACUCCAAGCAUUUGGAAAUGAAUGUUCCAUUGAACAGAUGGAACAUGUUCGGGGAAUGCAGGAGAAAUUAGCUCGCUUGAACUUGGAGCUCUAUGGGGAGUUAGAGGAACUUCCCGAGGAUAAGAGAAAAGCAGCCAGUGACUCUAAUCUGGAGAGGCUUCUGUCUGAUCUAGAAGAAUUGAAUUCUUCCAUACAAAAACUCCAUUUGGCAGAUGCACAAGAUGUUCCAAAUACUUCCACCAGCUAA
Molecule: messenger RNA, 555 nt
Organism: Rangifer tarandus platyrhynchus (Svalbard reindeer)
Lineage: Eukaryota; Metazoa; Chordata; Mammalia; Artiodactyla; Cervidae
Source: the annotation of a GenBank genome assembly